Molecule: messenger RNA, 823 nt
Organism: Juglans regia (Persian walnut)
Lineage: Eukaryota; Viridiplantae; Streptophyta; Magnoliopsida; Fagales; Juglandaceae
Product: germin-like protein subfamily 3 member 2
Exons: 1
Coding region: 31-696 (221 amino acids)
Cellular component (GO): cell wall
Molecular function (GO): manganese ion binding
Source: RefSeq, a predicted model, not a curated record
CGAUUGAUCAAAAGAAGUUAGCAUAGAAAAAUGUCCCCUCUUUUAUCAAUCUUGUUUGUUACAUUAGCAUUCUCCCUCCAUUGUGUUAUAAUUUCGGCCUCAGACCCCGACCCAGUUCAGGAUUUUUGCAUACCAAACGCAAGAUACGGUUCAAUAAGAAUUGCCCACCUUGCUAUUCUCCCAUGCAAGAAUUCAUCCGAGGCCACCGUCGAUGAUUUUGUGUUUUCAGGCAUGCAGAGCGCCGGCAACUUCUCAGACACAGGCCUGGCAGCCAUACCAGUGAACCCAACAAUCUUUCCUGGCAUUAACACUCUAGGCAUGUCAUUUAUACGAGCUGACCUUAAAGUUGGUGGGAUUAAUCCACCACAUUUCCACCCAAGAGCCACUGAAAUUUCUUAUGUGGUGCGAGGAAGCGUGUAUUCAGGCUUUGUGGAUUCGGGCAACCGGGUGUUUGCUAGAACAAUCGAGGAAGGAGAGGUCAUGGUGUUCCCCAGAGGUCUAGUGCACUUCCAAAUGAAUGUAGGUGAUAAGCCGGCAACCAUAUUUGGUAGUUUCAAUAGCCAAAAUCCCGGGUCACAAAAAAUCCCAGCUGCCAUUUUUGGAUCUGGAAUCAAUGAGGAGCUCUUAGAGAAGACUUUUGGAUUGAGUCCUAAGCAAAUUGGGAGGAUGAGGAGAAAAUUUGAUCCCAGGGUGUGAGGUAGACGGUGAAAAUAAUGCAUUGAAUUUUUCACGUACUAUUUUUUGCUUUAGUUGGUAUUGGACCUAUUGGUUGUUGACUGUUGAAGGGUUAUAUGGUCUUUUAAAUGGAUUAAACGUCUUCAUC